AUGGAAUUGAACCUUGAUGAAUGGUCAGUGCUACCAAAUGGAAGCAACGAGAACAAGAGCCUGAACUGCGAAUUUUAUAUUAUUGGGCAUACAGUCUUCUCGUCCCUCGAGAAGGGAAGCGCAAUCCGGCCGGAGCAUAACGCGUGUCCGUUUCCUCAGGUGACCGGCUCCCUGCAACAAAUAACACAGACACAACAGUCUCUCACAACCGCCACCCAGCAGCACCAGGCGCCCGUCAGCAAGCAAUACAACAGCCCGCAAGCACUCUAUUCCCCCGAGAACGUGCAGGAGGUGCUUCGGCAACAGACCUCGCCCACGCACGUCCCCACCCUCAAGCCCGUAAACAAGCCCCAGAAGAGCAUGGGCCUCCGCGGCAUGCCCCUGACCUACGACCCCGAGCAGAGCGCCACGUGGCAGAUCAUCCACGAGGAAGAGAACUGCCAACUCAUCACCGAGCACGGACCCACGGAGUCCAAAGUCUACUCGAUCUAACUGCCCUCUGCCUCCUCUCCUCCUCUUCUCUCCUCUCCUCGAAUCUCCUCCCCCUCCCCUCCCCUCUGUCUAUCUCUAUUACGUUCUAUUUCUCUCUCUCUUUCGUUCUCUUCCGUGUAUUCUUCUCUUCUUCCGUAGUUUCUCCUCCUGUUCUCAUAUCUGUUUUUCUUCUAGUUUGCCUUAUCUGUCUCUUCGCUCGAGGUUUGAGUCUCUCCUCUUCUUCCUUUCGUCUUCCCUCUUCUCCGUUCUCAGACCUCUUCCGUCCCCGGACAUUCUAUUCCCUGCGGCCCGCUGUAACCAUGAUAGCAUGCUGAUAAUAUAGAAUAUUUAUUGAAGCAAAGAAGGCUUUGUAUUCGGUAGCCUCUUUAUUUUCUUCCUUUUUUACUUAUUAUCAUCAUUAUUUUUGACCUAUGCGGAGGCUCUGCGUAGCUGCGCACGCACAAGUCCUCCCGGCCACCUGCUGGCCUUUCUUGCCCUUCAAGUAAUAUUAAGUUAGACAUUAAAGUCCCAGUCAUAUGCGUCAAGUUUGUAUAACUUUGAGGAAUUACUAAGUUUACUUGUUCUGUCAUCCUCCUUAAUAUCUCUUCUCUUGAAGGUGUAACGUCUCUUUAUUAUUUUCUCUAUUCCUAUUUCUCUCUCUCAGUUUUAUUUCUGUAAUUUAUGAUUUAUUCUUUUAUUUUGGUUCUAGUCCUGGCUAUGGUGAGCAUAUCCCGCUGCAUGCGAACC
Messenger RNA from Penaeus vannamei (Pacific white shrimp), 1218 nucleotides. Lineage: Eukaryota; Metazoa; Arthropoda; Malacostraca; Decapoda; Penaeidae. The record is from RefSeq and is a predicted model, not a curated record.